Molecule: messenger RNA, 5492 nt
Organism: Paramacrobiotus metropolitanus
Lineage: Eukaryota; Metazoa; Tardigrada; Eutardigrada; Parachela; Macrobiotidae
Exons: 11
Coding region: 377-2062 (561 amino acids)
Biological process (GO): DNA integration
Molecular function (GO): nucleic acid binding
Source: RefSeq, a predicted model, not a curated record
AGCCUCAUCGAUUUGGAAAUCUGGAAUUGGAAAACAUCGUUUCUCGAUUUCAAAAACAUCGAUUGCGAUUUUGCCAACCCGGAUGCUGGACUUGGAAUUUUUUUUCAGCUUUUGAUUUUCCAAUUCCACAUUCCAUUACACGCACUGUAAUGGACGUUUCCAUAUAACUUACUGGUAUUGGCCUUAACCUGACUUGCUCGCCAUACUGUAUGUGGAAAUCUGGCAGUUUGCGUUGUUGUUGACGUUGGUAGAAGUAGAAACUAGAUUUUUUUUUGAAGAACGAAACCCGUUUAUUUCUUCGAGUUGCAGCAUCUUUUUUGUUUUAUUCUGAUUUUGUACUUGUACCCGCUGAGGGGCUAAAGUCCUUCAAGUGCUUAUGAUCGGGCCGUUGAAUGGUGGAGUCCUCGAUGUUUACGUCUUCUGGCCCGUUCUGGGGUUCUUGCCGUUGAGUAACAGCUGUAUCUUUCCGCAACCCGAAGCUACCGUUCCAUGUGUUGAACGAAAGUCUAAAAUUACUUCUGCCACUGUAACUUACAGUGGGAUCCAUAACGGUCGACUGCGUCCCAAAAUCCGAAGUUCCCCGAACACGUUUGGUGCAGAUACAAUGGAAGCUUUUUUUGUGUUUGCGGAUUCUGUCGUCAGGCGGGCCAAUAGGCUCUUGGAUACUGCAGAUGGGGAUCAAGACGGCAUUGAAGGAGCACUGGCGCAAAUUGAAUAUUUAACUGGUUACACACGGGAUAUAUGCGAAAACUUACCUAACGAAGUGACGGGAGAUGCUCAGCAGUUGUUCGACGUUUUGCGAAACUGUUCAGAGGGCUUGCACCAGCUACUGCGGGAAGACGAAAAUGGGUCGGAUUAUUUCUAUGAAAUGAAAGGCGGCACUAAUAAAUACGGAAAAAUUUGUAUUCCGGAUAACGAACUCGGUGAAAUGCGAUGCGAAGGCUUCACAGUUAGGGAAAUUGCUGGGUUCUUUGGAGUUACGACACGUACGAUCGAGCGGAGGCUGGUUGAAUACAAUUUAAAUCACAAGUACAGCGAUAUAUCCGACGAUGACUUGGACAUUGCCGUGCAGGAAAUACUCAGUUCGUUUGUGAAUGUUGGAUAUCGUUUCAUAUGUGGUCAGUUAAAGAGUGCUGGAUUAUAUGUCCAGCGAGCUAGGAUUCUUUCAUCUCUGCGACGCUUGGACCCUUAUGGUGUUGCUAAUCGGUUUUUCAACUUGGUCACUCGUCGUAAAUACUCCAACCCUGGUCCGAACGCGUUGUGGCACAUGGAUGGUAAUCACAAACUGGUGCGGUGGGGAUUUGUUAUUCAUGGAAUUAUCGACGGAUUCUCCAGGCUGAUCAUUUCACUUGUGGUUGCCACGAAUAACCGUGCUAGCACAGUACUAGAAGCCUUUUUGAACGGAGCGGGGGCGUGUGGAGUCCCAUCUCGAGUGAGAAGCGACUGCGGAGGUGAAAAUUUUGGAGUUGCAAGAUGGAUGGAGCAUUACAUGGGGCCUGAUCGAGGCAGUAUUAUUAUGGGUCCGUCCGUCCAUAAUCAAAGAAUCGAGAGACUCUGGAGAGAUUUGGGACGUGUGGUUAUAAAACUUUUCCGGUCGGUUUUCAUACACAUGGAGAAUACAGGCAUUCUGGAUGUUUCCUUUGCGCGCGACAUGAUGAUACUGCAUCUUGUGUACCAGCAAAGAAUUCAAGAAAAACUUGGCCAGUUUAUCGAAUUUUUCAAUAACCAUAAAAUGCGAACCGAGCACGAAAAGACGCCUAGGCAGCUAUUUAUAUUAGGAUGUCGCGAGAAGGGACUGCACGGAUUUUCACUGGAUCAGGUUCUAUCAGCAGACAAUGUUUUGCCUGAAGCAGAUGUUGAUGUUGCGGAAAAUUUUCCAGCGUAUAUCAGAAAUCAUGCCUCGCACUCAAGAGAUUCAGUACCGGUAUUCGACAUCAUCAGCAGUUUUCCGAAUGAGGCGCAGCUGAUUUUGGAUAGUAUAGACGUUAUGGCCGAUGAUGGGAUGUACGGAAUUGACACAUUUCAGACUGCAAAAGAUUUAGUGCGGUUUCAUUUUGGUUGAUGCUGGAAACGGAAAACUCGCAGAGAUUUCCCGAUGGUGCUUUUGUGUCUGAGUUUUACUCAUUGUCAAUAUUGGAGUCAAGGGUGUCUUAACGUGGUGUUCGUGCAUCCCAAUAUGGCCCAUCGGCAGUUCGGAGCGUCUCGUGGCGGACGGUGCUGUGGCCCUGCAGAGCGAAGGUGAUUCCAUCCGCUUCUUCACUGCUCACCAUGACUCCUCUCAAUGUUUUCCGGAAAUCCGCGACGGCACCCCGGAAAUCUGUUUCGUGGGUGGCUGGCUGGCUCGUGGGCUCUGGUGAAAUCCCUUCUGGAGUGCAUUAUUUUUAUCAGGCAGCAGAUGGACAGCAUAUUUAUCUGCAUCCGAUUAACGUGAGAAUGCUGACGGCGCAGUAUGGGCAUGUCCGAGAAGCGCCAUUGGAGAUCCCUGGGAAGGUGGUGGAUGUUGAUACAUGGAGUAUUAACGAGGAAAUACGAAAACGAUAUCGGUAUUUAUCGCACUUGCCGCUGACGUGUGUGUUUAGCGUGGUGGAACUAGACUUGCAGCCGCCGAUGGUGUCCGUGGAGGUGCUGGAUAGUUUCGCGUCGGAAAUCGACUAACGCCAUCAUGUUCGCAACAUCAGAAUGCAACGAAAUGAUGCGCCAGCGUGAUGCCGAGAAUGCGUUUCGAAAAGAUAUUCGCGGAUGGGUAUCCUUUAGUCUGCAGUCGGAGCUGUUUCCGGCCGUCAGUCCUAGCCCGACGAUGGAGGAUUUGAAUUUGGCCUCGGAAGAAGCAUUUCCAGCAGUUGGUAGCGAAACGCUGCUGCCUUCUUCACCUAAAGCCGCCACAUUGACCCCUAGUACUUCAGCGCCGAAAUCUUUUGCACAGAUGCUGCGCGAAGGGAAAGUUCAGCGUCAGUCGUCCACCGGAAACGAAGGAAUUCAGUCUACGAGCAAACAUGUCCCGAAGCAAACAUCUUCCGAUGAGGAAAACCAGCAAGGAGCAGCGCCGGAUUUCCACGCAUCCUUCUCCGCUGGACUGGAUGCUGCUUUUAGCCAGCUGGAGAUGAGCAGUAGUAAGGCGGAAGGCAUGGGAGGUAAAGGAUCAAAGAAGAAGAAGAUAGGCAGCAAGGUGACGUUGUUCGCUACGGGAGUGAUGCCGCGCGUUUAGGCUACGGAGGAACUUUAAUAAAGCUGUAAUAAGUAUUAUCUGUUGUUGACAUGAUUGGUGCGAAGGAACAGUUGUUAUUUAACAGAUUUGGUUAAUUAUUUAUUCAUUUUCGAUUUGAUAAUCGUCAUCUGAGUCGUGAAUGUCUGCGUUUAAACAGUGUUGUUCUGAUAUUAUAAAUUAUGAUUAUUCUAACUUGAUGAUGAUCGAUUGUUAUCUAGAAAUUGGACAUCGUAGUAGCUUUCUUCGCGGCUUUCGUGGUAUCUGGUGUUUAAUUGAAAUAAAUAUCGUAUAAUAAUACUUUUGGGGUCGAGUAUUUACGGUCGAGAUGUGUGCGUUAUAUAAACAAGUCGCUGCCAUUGCCACCUUACGAACCGGACUACUGUUCUGGAGUUUUGUGUCGCUGUUCAAGAAUUUCGGGCCGUGAGGAAACCGGGAAUACCGUAAAUGUAAAUGACCGGGGAAAUGUUUCGUUCAAGGAUGAACUUUGGGGCAUGUUGGGUUUGUUAUAGCACAUACUUGUGCAUUUUCCGGUAAUCAAUAGUUAAUUAAUACCCUACAUAGGAUUAGGUUCUGAUGAUUUCCCUUUUUAUUAUCAGAAGGCAUAGUAAAUUACUAGUAUACUUGUAUAUUUUUCGUCAUACAGCCCAUUAAUUAUACCGUGCCGUAUGGCAUCCGACGUAGAUGUCGAAUUACAAAUUUUACGAAUAGAAAAUUCCUAUGCGACUAAUCUUCCAGUGCACACCAGAGGCUAUAAUCAAGGUCAGCUCUGCCGACUGUUUUGUCGUUCCCACCAACGUUAAUAUGGCGCCGUUUAUAUAGCAUCGUUGUAGUGCCGUCUUAUUUCCAGAUGUUACAUACUGCAAGAAGUGCUUUCUCAUCAAACCUGAUCGUUCGCACCAGUGCUCAGUUUGUGAGAGGUAAAAACAACCAAAUGUCCACGUUCUGGUGUCAACUUCAUCCUUAUGCCUUUCAAUUACAGGUGUAUUAUACGAUUAAAAAUUGAUCAUCACUGGUAAUUAAUUUUUACUCUUUUGUUGUAUAACAAGUUCAAUAUUUCACUGACUUUUUUAUUUGUUGCAUCCCCUGGCCCUGCCUAAAAUGCCUUGCAGUUUUCCGUAGAAAGUUAUCGAUCGCCUAUAUUCGGGCGAGGUAUCGAUAAGAACGGCUGUCAUUUGGGUCACUACAGCAAUUUCACACAGAUCUUUGGCGAUAACUGGCUGUUUUGGUUCCUCCCGGUGGUUGCAAGGUACUCGUAUGUUUAUAAAUUCUGUUCCACGAAUUCGUCUCGGAGCAGGAAAAUUGAGGUUAAGUGGCUUUCGGCAGUAGCCCGCAUGUGAAUACUGUAGUUUAAAAAAUACCGGCGAGCAAAGGCAACGGAUUACAGUACCCUGUGCGGUUUUCUCGUGAUUUGGCGUAUAUUGCGCCGGUGCCUGACUCAACUGCUUCCCAGUUCCCCUCCCAUCAUGUGUCGCUGGACGUACGAAGUAAGACUACAAGCGACCCUAUUCCUCCGAAAUCCAGAUCUUUCCAGAAGGCUAAAGGACAUUCCAAUAGGUUGAUGUGAGAUUUUUAUUUCUGAAUUUUUGGUGGUAGUAAGUAGAAGUGUGUAUGUCAUGGUAGCAUCCCAUCAAAUUCCAGGCAAGUUUCGAUGUCUCUAAUUUCGUUGUUUGCCACAAUUUGCAAACUGCGUCACCGUAACAAAUUCAACAAAUUGAUAUAUUAUCAAAAUAUAUUUUGUUCAGGUUGUCGUUGAGGAGAAAAUGUGAACAAGAUUAUGGAUUAUGAUUUUGUUUUUAUUAGUGACUAUUUGCCUAUUAGUUUUCGGUUAUAAUUUCUGCCGCAUGCUAUAGCAACGGCCACGCAUAUUCGGUUUUAACCGGCAUCGCACCGAUGACCAACACACUGUUUAGGAGGCGCAGCUAUGGCUGGAUGUGGAUGCGGGUGAGACGAAUCUCAUCGCCCUGGACGCACCCAGUUUUCCCUGUAAUCCGCAAGAGCAGCGCCAGUCACAUUAGCGGGACCAGCCACGGCUUGUUUUAGUUAACGAAUAGUUCGCUGGUUUUAGUUAACGAAUAUUAGACUUUGAUUGGGUCUGCAUUUUCUAAUUCCUUUCUGCAAAUUUCCUUUGGGUUGUUUUAUUUUUGACGGGGUUGUAGUCAUUUAUUGCAGAUACGGUGCUGAUUUGCUUGAACUUUCGGUUUUGGGCUUUUUCUGUCGGCUUUGAAUUUCUGAUAAUUAUGAUGCAGCUCUGGAAAGUUAUUGAAAGUUAACGAAAAUAAAAUUAACC